Molecule: messenger RNA, 1929 nt
Organism: Rhodofomes roseus
Lineage: Eukaryota; Fungi; Basidiomycota; Agaricomycetes; Polyporales; Fomitopsidaceae
Product: replication factor-a protein
Exons: 7
Coding region: 33-1850 (605 amino acids)
Biological process (GO): DNA recombination; DNA replication; DNA repair
Cellular component (GO): nucleus
Molecular function (GO): DNA binding
Source: RefSeq, a predicted model, not a curated record
GCGCUCUUUCCCCGACCACGACGCGAACCACCAUGGCUCUCGAGCACCAACUCACAGCUGGCAUUUGCGCGCGUCUUGCGGACGUGACCAACAUUGAGGAUGAUAUUCUUGACUCUCAUCCAACCAUACAGUUCCUGUCUUUCAAGAAAGUCGCGCCUACAACGGCAGGAGCGACCACGGUCGAUCGCUACCGUAUCAUCGUGUCCGAUGGAGAACACUUCUUACAAGCGAUGCUGGCAACACAGUUGAACCAUCUUAUCGAGGAGGAGCGUAUCAAGAAGCACUCCAUCGCCGUCAUUGAGAAGUUUUCGUGUAACUUGGUGCAGGAAAAGCGCCUCCUCAUUAUCCUUGCGCUGAGGCUAGUUUCUAAAGAAGUCCCCAAGAUUGGUAACCCCACGGCUCUGCAGCCCCCCAAUGCGGGUGCUCCUACUGCAAAUACCACGCCCGCGCCCGGAGCCGCGUCUUCGUCUACGACGCCGGCACCGGCUGCUGCACCCCAACAGCCACCCCGCCAACAAGGCCGAGCAGGCCGAACAGCAAUAUACCCGAUUGAAAGCCUCAGCCCCUAUCAGAACAACUGGACGAUCAAGGCUCGUGUCGUCCAGAAGUCGGACAUUAGGACAUGGUCGAACCAGCGAGGCGAGGGCAAGCUCUUCAGCAUCACGCUCAUGGACGAGACUGGCGAGAUCAAGGCGACGGGGUUCAACCAGGCGGUCGACGAAUUGUACGAUAAGAUCCAAGAGGGCAAGGUGUACUACAUCUCGCGAGCGAGGGUGAAUCUCGCCAAGAAGAAGUUCUCCAAUGUUCAGAACGAGUAUGAGCUAAACCUCGAGCGAAACACCGAGAUCGAAGAAUGCACCGAUGUCACAAACAUGCCGUCCAUCCGAUACAACUUCGUCGAGCUGGCCAAGCUCACCGACCUCACAAAAGACUCUGUCUGCGAUGUGAUUGGCAUAGUGAAGGAAGUCACACCCCUUACGGAGCUCAUCUCUAAGGCUGGGAAGACUUUGCAAAAGCGCGAGUUGACUCUGGUUGACCGCUCGGGAUACGCCGUGCGCCUCACGCUCUGGGGCAAGCAGGCCGAGUCUUUCGUCGGCGACGACCAGCCCGUCGUUGCCGUCAAGGCGGCGAACGUCAGCGACUUCGGCGGACGCUCGCUCUCGAUGUUCACGACGAGCAUCAUGCAGGCCAACCCCGACAUCCCGGAAGCGCACGCGCUGCGGGGCUGGUACGACGCAGCAGGCUCCGCGCAGACGUACCAGGCCUACUCAAACGCGGGUGCGGGCGCCGGGAGCUUCACGCAGUUCGACCGCGCGGAGAUCCUGCCCCUGAAUGAGGUGAAGACGCGUGAGCUCGGGGCGUCGGACAAGGUGGAGACGUUCUCCGCGCGCGCGACGGUGAUGCACAUCAAGACGGACACCAUCGCGUACCCUGCGUGCCAGACGCAGGGAUGCAGCAAGAAGGUGCUCGAGAGCCACGACGGCUGGCGCUGCGAGAAGUGCAACAAAAGCUGGGACAAGCCGAACUACCGCUACAUCUUCCCGAUGGCGUGUGCGGACUACUCUGGCCAGGCGUGGCUGCAGGGCUUUAAUGAGGUUGGGGAAGCGCUCUUCGGCAUGCCCGCGAAUGAGAUCAUCGAGAUCAGGGAGCGUAAUGACAUUGAGUUCACCAAGGUCGUUGAGCGUGCUGUCGGCACCGCAUAUAACUUCGCUUGCAGGGCUCGGCAAGAAACUUUCAACGACAUGACCCGCGUGCGUUACACCAUCCAGAAAAUCAUGCCUCAGAACUAUGGUGAGGAGGGCAAGUAUCUGGCGGAUUUGCUGCGCCGUUCUGAUUGGGCUAAAUCAUGACGAAACCAAUGUACUGUGCUUGUCCGUGAUUGCUUUGAUGUCUUCUCGUUCCGUUGUGUACUUGAAUCUUCCGAGCUGU